Wasmannia auropunctata (little fire ant) is the source of this 631-nucleotide messenger RNA. RefSeq lists its product as uncharacterized. The transcript has a single exon. The record is from RefSeq and is a predicted model, not a curated record. The coding region runs from base 19 to 489 and encodes 156 amino acids. NCBI's taxonomy places the organism in Eukaryota, Metazoa, Arthropoda, Insecta, Hymenoptera, Formicidae.
GGCGAUAUAUAUGAAAUUAUGAAGCGUGACAUAGAUAAAUUCGACACGAGUGAUUACGCGGUCGAUAAUGCGUAUGGUAUGCCGCUUAAAAAUAAAAAAGUUCCGGGUCUGAUGAAGGAUGAAAAUAACGGAGCGAUCAUGACCGAAUUCGUCGGGCUUAGAGCAAAGAUGUAUGCCUUGCGCGUCGAUGGUAAGAGAGAUAUAAAGAAGACCAAAGGUGUCAAGAGCAACGUCGUAGAAAAGUCGAUAACAUUUGACGAUUACGUGCGAUGUCUGCAAGACGAAACCGAAAUGACGCGAAAGCAGUCUGUCAUAAGAUCCGAGCUGCAUGAGCUAUACACUAUAUUUGAAACGAAAACUGCUCUAAGCCUUUACGACGAUAAGCGAUACAUUGUACCCGAUUCUGUCGAUCAUUCAACACUGCCUUGGGGACAUUGCAGUAUAUCUAUACAGCACACUAAUGUUGAAUCAACAUCUCAGAAAUGUUGAAUUGCAAGAUUGCAAAUGUUGCAGCUACAUCGCGAAAUGUAGAUUCAACGUUAAAAAGACAUUGCAGGAAUGUUCAAUGUCCCUUGAAUCAAUGUCUUAGAGACACUGCAAUUCAAUAUUAAUUCAACAUUAAUUUAACGUA